Molecule: messenger RNA, 1038 nt
Organism: Diaporthe amygdali
Lineage: Eukaryota; Fungi; Ascomycota; Sordariomycetes; Diaporthales; Diaporthaceae
Exons: 1
Coding region: 1-1038 (345 amino acids)
Source: RefSeq, a predicted model, not a curated record
AUGCGUCCCACAAUCCAUCUGCAGUGGAUUCGGGGUUGGACUGUCAACAUAAACUCCAAAAGGAGAGAUGGCUUGCCCUAUUCGAAGAUCAAGGCUAUUUGCCAACAAUACCGCCAACGGCUGCUGGCCUCCCGCAAGGAACCUGUUGCUCCCCGCCCCCUUCCUCCAGCCACCUUGUUCAUUUUUGGACCGACGCCGAGCUACGUGGUCAGUCCGCAACUUGCGGCUCGGCUCACCACCUCUGACUUGUCGUCGCUGAAGUCAAAUCUCAGGGUCUACGAGAAUCAGUUCACUGGCAAGACUGAUUACGACGGAGACUGUACAGAUCUCAAAGAGCAUGAUUGCACUCCGGAGGUCCUCACCGAUCAGGAUCUGCGCGGUGAUGAUGCUGUCUACUAUGGGCAUGGCCAGAUCCAUGUCGUUGGCAUGGUAGACAUGCACAGGGCUGAGCUAAAGCAAAACCCUCAAUAUCGCUCCUCUACAGAAUUUUGGAGUCGAUUAGGUGGGGAGAUCCUGCAGAAACUUCGGGUGAAACCUGAGAUAGCGACAGCAAAUUCCCUCGUUGAAGGUCUUAGUUCCUGGAUUUGCAACACGAACGAAGAGCAGCAAAGGAUCGGCCGCUUCAGUGCCAAAGCCGACCAUUUCGAAGGUAUUGCAACAGCAUCGGUCACUCUGAAUCUUUCCGUACCUAUGCAGGGCUUUGACCCGGACAGACUGUGCCCAUAUAUCCGACUUGCGGCCGCCGGGAUUGAGACUGGUCCGGCUACAACCAUUUGGGCAUCUCGAGGCAAACAAGCCCCGGACCACAGUUCAUUAGCCAGAGCAAUGGAAGUGCCAGAUCUCUGCUUAACCUUCCUCCUUUCGGUCAUGCGAGAUACCAUGGGUAUUGGACCGCUCCCGGAGUAUGUGGACCAUUCAGUUGUUCUUGGCAAGAGUGACCCAGAUCUUGAGUACGAUGAUGAGGAACAAGAAGAGGAUGAUGGAGAAGUUGAAUGGCUCAGGGAUCAACUUUGGCGCAGAGAAGACCAUGAAAAGUGA